UCCAUAUCAGCAAAGAAGUUUCUUCCGUCCUGAAAUAAUCUGUUACAAAGUCGUCGCAUGUCAACAUUUUUCCUUAACUUCUGCGUAUCAUUGUUUCAGUUUUAACGGGAAUAAUGUCGAAGGUAGUACUAAAAGCUUUCCUAGAGAAAAAGUCCGUGGACAAAAAUAUUUUUGUGCACAACCCGGGCUACCAUAAUCGAUGGUUCGUUUUGGAUGACGAAGCUUUGAGCUAUUUUGACGGCAAAAUAACGAAAAUGAACGAGGAGAAAAAAGGAGAAAUAAAGUUGAGUAUGAUCGGCGGAGUCGAGGCGGUCAAUGAUUGUCAUCUUGAUGGAAAAACUAACGUCAUUCAGGUGAUCCAUCAGUGUAGAGGCAGAUACGACUUUUUAAAAUUGUACCUGAUAACUAGAGGCAAAGAAGACCAACAAAAAUGGAUCAGUGCUAUUCGGAAAGGUGCACUUUCAGCGGGCGCCAAGUUUCUGAAGAAUUUUCAUCCAGGUGUACAUGUGGAUGGCGCCUUUACCUGCUGUAGAGGCCAGAGUAUAUUGACAAAAGGCUGCGAAUUGAUGCACCUGUCUGAAGACGGAAUUACUUCAGCUGAUCACGAAAAAACCGAGAGGUCGGCUGCUAAUAUCAACAGGCCACCCCCCAAAAUACCAUCGACUCGUGAUUCUUUAGACGAGCGAAGGUCGGUCAGUAGAAGUAUAAAACAGUCCCCUUCACAAGAAAUAUCUACAUUCAAGAAAUUAUACUGGGCGUCUUAUGACUUUAAACCAAGUUCGGCUGGUGAAAUGGCACUAGUAAAGGACAAUUUAUAUGAAGUAGAAGAGAAUUCGCUGGACGACUGGUGGUUUGCAACUGACUUUCAAAACGGAAAAACCGGUCACGUCCCAAAGAAUUAUCUAGAAGAAGUCACAUCUCUAGAAAAUUACAAGUGGUAUUUUGGCGAAACACCAAAAGAGGAGUGUCGGUCUGCUCUGGAGACGGACGGACGGACCGGGUGCUUCCUGGUUCGCGAUUCAUCAGAGGGUGGCUAUUGUUGUAGUUUUUUUGACGGCGUUACAGUCAAAACUUACCGAAUUAAGAACCCAGAUCCAAAUAGAUUCUUUAUCAUUGGAAAAGAAGAGUUUACAUCAGUGCUUGAACUCAUUGGAUAUUAUCAUCGAAAUACAAUUGGUACCACUUGUUGCAAUUUGACCUGCUUUCCCCGAUGAUUUUAAUGAUGCUGCGGACAUUCCAAUAUCUUGCUUUGUUUUUGGAUCUUUGCAUAUAUAGUUCGUAUGAAAUAAUUUAAAUGUCACUAAGUAAUGCUACCAAAAGAACUCAGAAGUUAUAAUAACAGCGCACAUGCUCUCUUAUCUUCUUUAUUGACAAUUUUUACCAGUUUUCCGUUGGGGAGAAAAAUGACUGUCAAUCAAAGGGUACCCCUUUUGUACGGAUAACUCCUCCAUCAGUUUUCAAGAUCAGACGUUUUUAGUUUUGUAUAUCAAUUGUACAUAUAUCAUUGUAUUUUGAUAAGAAAUGAAAAAUAUAUACUAACUGUUGAGAUUGUUUUUUGCAUAAUACAUUGUAUUGAAUAUGAUUGUCCCUAUCAUACGGAUAACUCCUCCAACGGUUUUCAAGAAAGAAAGAAUUUUGUAUUGCAAACCAAUUGUUCAUGUUUCGGAAAUGUACUAUUACAAAAAAAAUACCAACCGGGCUUAGCCAUGUCUUUACAUAGUACUGGUAUUGCAUAAAGAGUACUAGUACACCUAUUCGGUUAUUUUUUAUUGUCGUUUUUUUUUUUGAAUUUUUCAAGAUUAGAACUUUUUAGCUUACCUGAGCUAAAAGCUCAAGUGAGCUAUUAUGAUAAGUUUUUCCCAGCAUCUGUCUGUUAGUCUGCCUGUCCGAUUGCCCAUAAUAUUUUUCACAAUGCCCAGUAAAGAUGUAACUAAACCUGUGGAAGCAUCCUCGGGUACUGAAAAUUCAAAAUUACAUGUAUAUUAUUCCUUUGAGUAAAGUGGGCGCCAAUAGGGGUGGAGGUGUCAGAAUUUUACAUUGGAAUAUUUAAAGAAAAAUAUUUUUAAAAAAUUUUCCUGUCAAAACCAAUUUGCCAACAUUUUUUUUUGUAUGGAAGCAUCCUCAGGUAGCGUAGAUUCAAGAUUGUUUAAAUCACCUGGGGAUAGGGUGGGGUCACAAUGGGAGAAAGUCAAAAUUUUACAGUGGAAUACAUAGAGAAAAAUCUUUUCAAAACCACUUGGUCAGAAAAACUCUAAUUUCAGUUAAAGCAACUUCAGAUAGUGUUAGAUCGUCAAAGUAGUGGUCUUCGGAGGUAGGGAAGGGCCACAUUGUAGAGUUGAAUUUUACAGAAAAAUUUUAACAGAUUACUCUCAGAAAUUCAAAUGUUAGUAUUAUUCAUUAUAUGUAGACAUUUUAACAUCUUGAUCUUGAUUCUUAAUUGUUUAAACUGAUGCCCCAUAACAAUUCUAGGACCCCACAAGAGGGUCCAAGUUUGAUGUAGGUUUUUAUUUAUAUGCAUUAUUUGAUAUUACUGGUACAAUUUAAAAUCUACUACAUUAUCCAGAUUUUUAUUUACUAUUUCUGCUCAGGCGAGCAAUGUAGCUAAUGUUCUUUUGUUUUGCAGUUCAAUUGCGAUAUAAACAAGAUUUGUAUAUCACUCGUACAUGUAUUUUGUUUUUGUUAAUGUGUUUCAAUUUAAAUUAUUUUUAAUAAAAUUUGUACCUCUGGAGUAUGU
Molecule: messenger RNA, 2734 nt
Organism: Magallana angulata
Lineage: Eukaryota; Metazoa; Mollusca; Bivalvia; Ostreida; Ostreidae
Product: tyrosine-protein kinase Tec-like
Exons: 11
Coding region: 114-1214 (366 amino acids)
Biological process (GO): intracellular signal transduction
Molecular function (GO): protein binding
Source: RefSeq, a predicted model, not a curated record